Molecule: messenger RNA, 1246 nt
Organism: Polypterus senegalus (gray bichir)
Lineage: Eukaryota; Metazoa; Chordata; Cladistia; Polypteriformes; Polypteridae
Gene: hes4
Product: hairy-related 9
Exons: 4
Coding region: 196-1089 (297 amino acids)
Biological process (GO): anterior/posterior pattern specification; regulation of transcription by RNA polymerase II; regulation of neurogenesis
Cellular component (GO): nucleus
Molecular function (GO): DNA-binding transcription factor activity, RNA polymerase II-specific; RNA polymerase II cis-regulatory region sequence-specific DNA binding; protein dimerization activity
Source: RefSeq, a predicted model, not a curated record
GCUGGCGUACUGCAGAGUAACGCAGACACGCAUCGUGCUUUUAGGAUUGGCGUACUUGUGGUUCAAACUGAUGAGUGACGGCCAGACUCUUUCCGCCGCCUGAAGCCACAAAGCUGCCACACGUUGUUACUUGACCAGCAGUUACCAACGUUUUAAGGAUACCCAUAUUCCGAAAGAUUUUUUUCGCCUUUCACGAUGCCCACUGACAGCAUGGAAAAGGUGAACGCAUCCCCGGUGGCCGGUGCCCCCGCCAGUGCUACGCACACCCCGGAUAAGCCAAAGAGUGCCAGCGAACACAGAAAGUCUUCAAAGCCCAUCAUGGAAAAGCGCCGCAGAGCCAGGAUUAACGAAAGCUUGGGUCAACUGAAGACUUUAAUUCUUGAUGCUCUUAAAAAAGAUAGCUCGAGACACUCAAAACUCGAAAAGGCGGACAUUCUUGAAAUGACUGUGAAACACCUGAGGAACCUGCAGCGUGCACAGAUGACUGCAGCUCUCACGGCAGACCCCACAGUCCUGGGAAAAUACCGUGCUGGAUUCAAUGAGUGCAUGAACGAAGUGACUCGCUUUCUGUCCACCUGCGAAGGAGUUAACACAGAGAUCAGGUCCCGUCUUCUCAACCACUUGUCGGGUUGCCUUGGCCAGAUGAUCUCCAUCAACUACCCACAGGCUGCCGGUCAGCAGCCAGCCCACCUCUCGCAGCCUUUGCACGUGCAGCUUCCUCCCGCAGCAGCUGUCCCGAUGAACGGAGUGUCAAUGCCUUGCAAACUGAGCCCAGCCGAGGCCGUAUCACCCAAAGUGUAUGGAGGUUUUCAGCUGGUUCCUGCUACAGAUGGACAAUUCGCUUUCCUCAUCCCUAACCCUGCAUUUGCCUCCACGACAACACCGGUUAUUCCGCUGUAUCCUAAUGCUAAUAUGCCGAUGACUGUAAACAGCAGCCCGGUGCACGGCAACAGUGCACCCACCGUGGCAUCACCAAUCCAGGGUAUGACGUCAUUUGGGCCCAGUCUAUCAGGCGUAUCGCAGGCGGUCAGUCCCAUGGGGGUCAGCACGGGUCCGGACAACUGCGAGUCAGUUUGGAGGCCCUGGUAAAUGGACUCAGAAACAAGACCUCAAAGCGAGGAAGAAGUUCCGUUUUAAGGAAUACUUUGCUCUUUAUAGUGACUUUUAUGAGAGUUUAAUUAUUUAUUUGGUGUCCAAAAUUUGGACCGUGUUACUGUAUGUUCAAUUUUCAUUCUUCGUGAAAAUG